GGGAGGCUCGCGGUGGAAGGGCGUGGCGUGCAAGGGCGGGGCUCCUCCCGGCGCGAGAACGGGAGACAACGGGACAGAAACGGGCAUCAAUAGAACCGACGGUCGGUUCAUUUAUCUCAUUGAAUCUCCGGGUUUUUAACCAGCGAUCUCAGGAGCAACCAUGCCAGGGAAACUCAACGCAGACGAGAUGGAGGAGCUCAGAGAGGCCUUCAAGAAAGUCGAUGUGAAUGAAAAUGGGUUUAUCUGUGACAGAGAGCUCACGGCGCUCUUCAAAGAGGCCAACUUGGCCCUCCCUGGAUUCAGGAUCAGGGAGAUCGUCCAGGAGAUGGACAGGGACAAAGACAACCAACUGAACUUUGAAGAAUUCAUAGCUAUCUUUACCGAGCUGAAGGACGACCAGGUAGCCAAGUCCUUUAGGAAGGCCAUCAACAAGAAGGAGGGCAUCCUGGCCAUCGGGGGCACCAGCGAGCAGUCCAGCACGGGAACGCAGCAUUCGUACUCUCAUGAAGAGUGCUUUGCCUUCACCAACUGGAUCAACUCGGCGCUGGAAGACGACCCCGACUGUGCCCACAUCAUCCCCAUCAACCCCAACACCAACGCCCUGUUCCAAGCAGUGGGCGACGGCAUAGUGCUGUGUAAAAUGAUCAACCUUUCAGUUCCCGACACCAUUGAUGAGAGAACCAUCAACAAAAAGAAGCUCACUGCAUUCACCACACAGGAGAACCUGAACCUGGCUCUGAACUCGGCCUCGGCUAUCGGCUGCCACGUGGUGAACAUCGGAGCCCAGGACCUGAGGGAGGGCAAGCCUCACCUGGUGCUGGGUCUGCUCUGGCAGAUCAUCAAGAUCGGGCUGUUCCUGGACAUAGAGCUGAGUCGCAACGAAGCGCUGGCCGCGCUGCUCCGGGACGGCGAGAGCCUGGAGGACCUGAUGAAGCUCAGCCCGGAGGAGCUGCUCCUCCGCUGGGCCAACUUCCACCUGAACAACGCCGGGAUCGAGCCCAUCAGCAACCUGCAGUCAGACAUCAAGGACUCCAGGGCAUACUUCCACCUCUUGCAGCAGAUCGCUCCAAACGGCAGCAAAGAGGACGUGCCGCAGAUCAGCAUCGACAUGAGCGGUCUGAGCGACAUGGACCACAUGCGGAGGGCGGAGGCCAUGCUGCAGCAGGCUGACCGUCUGGGCUGCCGGCAGUUCGUGACCCCCAGUGACGUCGUCAACGGCAACAGCAAGCUCAACCUCGCCUUCGUAGCCAACCUGUUCAACAAGCACCCGUCACUCACCAGGCCAGCCAACCAGGAGUGGACCCUGGAGUGUGAGACACGAGAGGAGAGGACAUUCUGCAACUGGAUGAAUUCUCUGGGAGUCACACCUCACGUCCACCAUAUCUACGGUGACCUGAUGGACGCCCUGGUCAUCCUCCAGCUGUAUGAGAAGAUCAAGGUGGAGGUGGACUGGGACCACAGAGUCAAUAGGCCCCCGUACCCCAAGAUAGGAGCCAUCAUGAAGAAGCUGGAGAAUUGUAAUUACGCAGUGGAGUUGGGAAAGUCCUCGGCUGGCUUCUCCCUGGUCGGUAUCGGAGGUCAGGACCUCAAUGAAGGAAACCCAACCCUCACCCUGGCCCUGGUCUGGCAGUUAAUGAGGAGGUACACUCUGAACGUGCUGGAGGACCUCGGAGAUGGAGAAGCGGCCGGAGAUGAACUGAUCGUCAAUUGGGUGAACAAGACGCUGAAGAACGCCGGGAAGACCACGUCCCUGCGCAGCUUCAAGGACAAGAGCAUCAGCGACAGCAGUCCAGUUCUGGAUCUGAUCGACUCCAUUCAGCCCAACAGUGUGAAAUUUGACCUGGUUAAAACGGGCAGCCUCACAGACGAGGACAAGCUGAGCAACGCUAAGUAUGCGGUUUCCAUGGCGAGGAAGAUUGGCGCCCGAGUGUACGCCCUCCCCGAGGACCUGGUGGAGGUGAACCCCAAGAUGGUGAUGACCAUGUUCGCCUGCCUGAUGGGGAGGGGCAUGAAGAGGGCGUAAUAGACACUCAUACACCCACACAGACACACAAAGACACACACACACACACACCUGAUUGUUUUGUCCUUGGGGGGGCUGGUUAUGCAGAGCGGGUGGGGGGGGGGGGGGGGGCUUCUCAGCGUCCACCCAGCGUUCAUAGAUCCAGCUCUCCACCGACUCCACUCCUCUCUGAUCACAUGACACAUUCCUCUUCCACUGACACAUGUCAUGUGAUCAGAGAGGACUCCACUCCUCUCUGAUCACAUGACACAUUUGAAUCAAUCCUCAGUAGACCCUUCACAGAGGCGUUGGCAUCAGACAAACCCACUAAUUAUGGGUCGGCUCCGUUUAUGCACCAAGCGCCCACGCUAGCGGAGAUAAGUCUACUACGUCACUGACUGGUCUCCAACGUUUGAUCAGGAGACGGGCCGGGCUGUCGCAGUCGUUUCUUCACGGUCUUCCUGCGUUUCAUCAUAGGUAGCACUGUGUGGUUAGCAUCGAGCGCUCGCUUCCAAUUAACAACUAACGUGUGGUUCGAUCAUACAUCUUGGGACUGUUUCAGUGUCACUCGUUGAAGAGCAACUCAUGUACUACUUCUGAUAAGAGCUGGGUCUGUAAAAGGCGGCAGCUUGGCAUGUUAUAUUUGGCGCCACACUUUAUGCUGCCUCAAGCUCAGAAAUCCAUAGCAAUAGCAUAAUCUGCGGAGGGUUAUAUCUCAGGCUGAGCAUGAUUGGGGAGAGGGAUGCGCCGACGUUUUAUCUAUGGGGAGGUCACCACCGGCUUUCACUUCUCCACGCCUCACUUCCUGAAGUCUCCACCAGCCCACAUACAGCAUGUCGGUGUUGCCUCUACGGUCCUCAUGGCCCAUGAAGACCAUGAGUCAGCCCAAUCCUACAGAAUGUAUCUCUGGGUUACAGGAGCAUUUAAUGGAGCCAAGCCAUGCAUUAACGUGGGCAUAACACCUGUGGCCUAAGCCAGUUUCCAGACUGGAGCUAUUCUGACCAAAGCUGAGAUGAUACGAUUGUACAGGUUUUUAUUUUCAACUUGACACAUUUUUCUUUUAUUUUUUUAUGUACAAACACAUUCAAUUAAUAACCUUGAAAACAACACACAAAAAAACACUGUUGCAUCUGCUUUUUAAUGAUUUCCAAAGAGCUUUUGUAUGAAUCCAGCCAGAUAAGUAGUGUUGCCUUAAACUGUGUUUAAAAUGUCAUCAUCACCAUCUUUAAUUAACCGAUCAGAAUUCUUCUGUAAUCAGGGAACAUCUUUUUUUGUUUUCAUUCAUUGCAAACUGCAAUAAUUAACAUUAGCACUUUCAUUUGCUGCCAAAACAUGUGGCCAAUCAGCAUUCUCAACUGUUCAUUAUGAUUUGACUAUUGAGUCUUAUUCUUUGUGGGUUCCAAUUACAAAAAUGGGAUUUUACUAAUACCAAGUCUAAACUUGAGUUAAUAAAUGUCUUGCAACUGGAGAUGUAUCAAUAGACAUGUUAAGAAAUAUAAUACAGAUGUAAAAACGCA
This is a messenger RNA of Gadus morhua (Atlantic cod), 3519 nucleotides long. RefSeq names its product plastin-3. The record is from RefSeq and is a predicted model, not a curated record. Gene Ontology annotation, biological process: actin filament network formation; actin filament bundle assembly. Gene Ontology annotation, cellular component: cytoplasm; actin filament bundle; actin filament. Gene Ontology annotation, molecular function: calcium ion binding; actin filament binding. Lineage: Eukaryota; Metazoa; Chordata; Actinopteri; Gadiformes; Gadidae. The transcript is spliced from 16 exons. The coding region runs from base 161 to 2023 and encodes 620 amino acids.